AUGGCGGCUCCAUUGACCACCCUGUCAAAUGUUGGUUCGCUUCCGGGUUCUCGCAGCGUAUCUCAGAUCAGAGCUUUGACCCCUACCUGUACUUCAGUCACGCUUCGAACAAUUCCAUUGUCUUCUAACAAAAAGGCAACGUUAUCCUCCAGCUUCCUCUUCAGGUCGUCGCGUUUGUCCCCUCUGACAUUCUCUUCGAACCCUAAUUCUCAGAAAAGGGCCAGUCUUGUUAGCUCAGUCCGAGCCAGUGCUGAGGAAGCAACUUUGCAAUCAAAAGUGACCCAUAAGGUGUAUUUUGACAUUAGCAUUGGGAAUCCAGUUGGGAAGCUUGCUGGAAGGAUUGUGAUUGGAUUGUUUGGUGAUGAUGUGCCCCAAACCGCAGAGAAUUUCCGUGCCCUGUGCACAGGUGAUAAAGGCUUUGGGUUCAAGGGUUCAGCAUUCCAUCGUGUAAUCAAGGAUUUCAUGAUUCAAGGAGGGGAUUUUGACAAAGGCAAUGGAACUGGCGGUAAAAGCAUUUAUGGUCGUACUUUUAAGGAUGAGAACUUUAAGUUGUCUCAUACUGGACCAGGAGUUGUUAGCAUGGCCAAUGCAGGCCCCAAUACCAAUGGGAGCCAGUUCUUCAUAUGCACUGUCAAGACCCCAUGGCUCGACAACAGGCAUGUUGUGUUUGGGCAAGUUCUGGAAGGCCUGGACGUGGUUAGGCUGAUUGAGUCUCAAGAGACAGACAGAGGCGACCGUCCUACAAAGAAGGUGGUCAUUGCCGACUGCGGAGAGCUGCCGGUGGCCUGA
Messenger RNA from Prunus armeniaca (apricot), 789 nucleotides. The record is from the annotation of a GenBank genome assembly. NCBI's taxonomy places the organism in Eukaryota, Viridiplantae, Streptophyta, Magnoliopsida, Rosales, Rosaceae.